This is a messenger RNA of Priapulus caudatus, 2428 nucleotides long. RefSeq names its product golgin subfamily A member 3-like. Lineage: Eukaryota; Metazoa; Priapulida; Priapulimorpha; Priapulimorphida; Priapulidae. The record is from RefSeq and is a predicted model, not a curated record.
GCGUCGAGGAGACGCACCAGGCAUUGAAGGAGCACACGGACUCGCUGGAAGCGACGCUCGCUGGCCGUGAGACGACCAUCGUGGAGCUGGACGCGCAUGCGCAGGCCGUGCUGCUCAGCAAGGAGCAGGAGAACCAGACGUGCCGGCAGCGCAUGAAGAGCUUGCAGCGCGAGAUCGACGAGCAUAGGAGGAGCAUAAAGGAGCUACGCACGCAGCUACUAAGUGAGAAGGGAGGCAGUGUGAGGAACAAGCGGAAUGUGGAGUCGAUGACAAUGAAGCUGGAUCAGCUUGGCCAGGACCUCAAAAACAAGUGCGAAGAGGUGCAGUUGUUGCGUGUGGAGUUUGAUCGCAGUCGUAACUCCGAGAUGCGGUACAGGGAGCGCUGCAGUCAGCUCGAUACGGAAGUUAAGGCGCUGCGCACAGAUGUGGAACGACUGCGGCGCCAGCUGGUGGACACAGAGGCAAAGGACCCAGUUCUUGUUGAACAGAUGAAGACUCUCACGUGGCAUCUGAGGCAGAAGAAUAUAGAGAUCGACGGACUGAGGGAGCAACUGAAACUAUCUGAGGAGCGGCAGGGUGCAGAGAUUGAUAACGUUAAAAAGAACAGCCUGGUGUCGGGGAAGGAACUGGAGUCUAUCCGGCACGAGCUGGCGAACACUAGAGAGGAGAAGUUCAGCUAUCAGGCCAAGAUGGUGGAGCUGCAGGCAGCCCUGAAGGCCACUGUGGAACACAACGAGAUGCUUAAGAAGCUGCAGAAGGGGGAAGUUGGGGAAGAGGAAAGCAUACUGGCACAGCCACGGUACAGCAUGGCCGCCAUAGAGGAGCUACUGCAGCAGAGUGUUGCUUCAGCCAAGUCCAGGCCAUUGCACAGCCUGCAGGCCUGCCUGAAGAACCUGCGUAAUGAGAUGCAACAGCUACAGCAACAAGUGAGCGAUCACACAAACGCCAUACAGAAUACUGCACAGUCAUGGAGGCAUGUUGAGAGUCAAGUGAAGGUAAUCAAGGAACAGUGUACGUCUGGAUUGAUGGGAACAACGAAUUCUCCCACCACGACAAACUCCAACUCUCAAACUGCAGUAGAAAUCGUCUAGACGCCAACGACACGGGGUCAGGACCUUGCGUGCAGUACAUGAUCGGACUGGAUUUUCUGCGAGUGAGAUUCUAGAAUUAUUCUGAAAAAUGUCUGCCUUAAUCACUAUAAUUAUUUACUGAGCUAUGUGGCCAAGUGUAACACAUAUAGUAUCGACUGCUAGAUGCAUGUAAGUUUUAAAUGGUUAUAUUGGUGCAAGAAGGUGUUGGGAGAAAUUGAAUGGAGAUUAACAUAAGUGUUCACAGGAACACAAUAUACAGAUACAUUAUAGAUUCUAUUCUGUUACUUGGACUGUUUAACAUUAUUUAAUGAACUUUAUGAGUAAGUUUCAGAUAGUUUGCAUCUAACUUCUAGAGAAAUCGUCUGUUUUAAUCUGUUCAUCUUUUUAUUUGUACUGUUAAACAUUAUUUUAUUAGUUUUAUGACCGAUUUUCAGAUCAUUUACAUUUAGCUUCCAGAGAAAUCUGCUUUAAUCUGUUUAUGUUCGUUUGUUUCUAAGGUUGUUGCCAUAAAUAUGCCAAAAUUUUAACUCACUUUGUUAAAAUGAAUACGUGUAGGAGAAUAUACAACGCAUCGUAGAGUUAUAUAUUCAUAUUAGCCGUUCGUGUUUUUUAUAUUUAAAUGUGUUGAAUGGUAAUGGUAUUCUGCAGCAGUACAGAUAGUAAAAGCAGGCCCGAUUGGCUUCUAUUACUUUCUGAAUAAGUAGAUGUGAUGGGCGUUACUAAAGAUAAAUAGUCUUCCUGCUUAAAAUACUUGUUACCAGAACGUGAUGGCUAUUUAUCUAUUAUUGUCGGGACAGUCAUGCUAGAAUGUCUACAUCUGCUCAACAGAUGUGCACGGAUUUUUCGUGUCUUACAUGACUUUUCAAUGAAGGGUUUUCAUAAAGACAUUAACGUUUCAAGUUAAGUGCAACCGUUUGCUUCCUUUUUGUGCAGGUGCUGGGAGUCGACCCUCUCAUUGCUUUCUGUGUAUUAUGAAAUAUGUAGCUUGUUUUUAUAUUUAAACUUUAUUGGUCUUAUAUUAUAUUAUAUGCUCUUGAUAUUAUAUAUGCAUGUAUGUAUGUUUAUAUAUAUAUAUAUAUAUAUAUAUAUAUAAUCAAUAGCUUAUAAGACCCAAUAGCUUGAAGGUAUUAUAAGCUCUUGGUAUGAUCAUACAUGCGUGGCAUACGACAAUCAAGAAUUUCACGUUAUGAGCUACAAAUUCAUACGUGCUGCAUGUGAAUUUAUAAUGCUAAUGUGGAGGAAAGGUUCAUCUAGCAAUUUAGCUGAAGUGCAACACAUUGUAAAUAAUCCGUAACCGUUUUAAUACAGAGGCAAAUAAAAUGCAUUAUUUAAGCUGA